UGAUGCUGAUGGUGUGCAGUGUAGUGUCAUAGUAGUAUAUAGUAGUUGUGGUGGUGUCGGUGAUCGUAGUCUGAUACAGAAGGACUUUUACAGGGAAUAACCCUCGGUUAUUUCCGUUGGCAGUCGUGAUACUUCGGCAGGGAUCAACAUCGCCCCGGAGUCCAGCGAGGCGAUCAACCAGUUCGCUGACUGCUGAACGUGGAUGAGUGUCGUGCAUAUUUUUGUUCUCUAGUAAAAUUUUAAAUUUAUUUAUUUCACUAAAUAUGAAUAAGUGAUUUUAUUUUUAAUCAUUUUUUAAUUACUAAGGAAAAAUAUUUGUGAUUAAAAAUACCGCGGAAUUUAAAAAAAAAAAUUUCUACUCACAUUUAUCGCGACAUUUAUUGGUAAUAAAUAAAAAAAAUUGUUUAUUAUAAUUGUUAUCUUACUGGAAGGUAUUAUUUUAUCUGAAGUAUACAAGUUAUCGAUUUGUGUCGAUGUUAUUUGCGUAGGUGGUUUUUUUUUGUUAUUAUGAUUUUGGAGUAUAAGUGACGCCCAAAGUGUUAACUCUUUAUUGGGAUUCCAAGGAAGAUGAUGGGUGUUAAGAUGCUGUCACAGACGCCUGACAUUAUUCCCACGUCUCUUAAUCAGCAAAAAUGUGUAAAAGCACGUGCGCUGUAUGACAAUAUAGCAGAAGCACCAGACGAGCUGGCAUUUCGCAAAGGCGACGUCCUGACAGUUUUGGAGCAAAAUACCUCAGGAUUGGAAGGAUGGUGGCUCUGCGCCCUGAGGGGCAGGCAGGGAAUAUGUCCAGGAAAUAGACUAAGACUGCUAGUGGGUCAGUACGACACCGGAGGAUGCCUAGGGGGCAGCAGAGCGGACCUCACCCUAGCAGAAGAUGGAUUACAACGUCAUGGAAAACGACGGAGUUGGCACGUGCAGCCAAAUAGAGUUGUUACCCCGCAAAAAUGUGGAGACGUUUAUUUGUAUGACUUGCCAGUUAAUAGAUCAAGUCCAGCACCUUCUUCACGGCGAGAUUCUCCUCUUAACUCUACAGAUCAUCUUCAUAAUACAAGUCGUUUGUCCAGCGGCCAGCAGAGUUCUAUCGACAGCGGGGGUGACGUCAGUGAUUGCUACGACGUACCACCACGAGCUACACCAGUAAUCCCGUCUCCUGCAAGCAGUCCAAGCCCCGCACCUUCUUGCUAUGACACUCCACGACCACCGACAUCCUGUACCCCCAAUUCAAAUCACUCUGGCGGUUCCGGUAUCACCCCACUGGACUGCUACGAUAUUCCUCGGCCACUCCAACCCCUCACCCCCAGUAGCUCGGCCUCGAGUCUCACUAAUGAUGGAUCACUCAGUGGCUCCAACAGAUCCAGCAUCACUGCACCCGAUUACGAUAUUCCUCGGCCACGUCUUCCAUCAAAUUCCAAGUAUAAUUCAUCCGUUCAUAAAAUAUCGACUACUUCACCCUCCUCGCAUAAUUUACAACAACAACAACAGCAGCAGCAGCACCAGCGACAGCAAAUUUACGACGUCCCCGUCAGCCGAGAGCUACCAUUAGAGUUGGAUUCUGCGCUAGAAGGACUCGAAAAACUACAGAGUGAAGCGUCUGCUGCUAUUGCGAGACUUCUAGGAUUCGUUAGUCCCGGAUGGCGGACACCGCAGCGGCUUGAUGUAACUCUCAUGGACUUAAGGCUUGCAGCUCUAAGACUCAGGACUUCACUCCAUGAUUUAGCGGAAUUUGCUGAGGGUACACUAGGCAAUGCCAGUAAAGCACCAGAUAAAGGUUUAGCGAACAAGUUUAGGCCACUAGUCAAAGCUCUAAGAGAUUCAGAUAAACUUGUCAAGGAGGCGGCUUGGAAACUGGACGCCAUGGAAUGGGACGCAGCCAAAUUGUCGCGGAUUAAUGACGCGCCGAUUUCAACAAAUAAUUCGUCCCCUUCUUUCAAUUCUUCUAUUCAUCCGGAUCCGCUUGAUCAGUUGAUCGCGUGCGCGCGAGCACUCACGGAAGACGUGCGGCAAAUCGCGAGUUUUAUUCAGGGAAAUUCGACGCUUUUAUUCAAACGGUCGUCGAUUAUUUCGACUGGUACCGCGGGCAACAGCACUGAAGAUGACGAUUAUGUAAAUCUCGACUCGCGUGAAACCGUAGCGAAGCAGAGAGAAGAAUUGCGUGCAACUUUGCCUCAAGAACUACGAAGCAGUUACGAUCUUCUUGUUUCUGAAGCUGAUAAUGCGGCUAUUCAGAUGCCAGCUUCCACGCCCACACCCAUGGAUCCUAAUGAUAAACAGCUCUUGGCAUUCUACGUCGCACAAGUGAUAACUCACGGUGCGCAUCUGACUCACGCCAUUGACGCUUUUCUUCAAACUGUCGAACACAAUCAACCGCCAAAGGUUUUUCUGGCACACGGCAAAUUUGUCGUCCUCAGCGCACACAGGCUGGUACAUAUCGGGGAUACGGUACACAGGAACGUAACUCGAAAUGACGUAAGAACGAAAAUACUCGAAUGCGCAAAUUCUCUGAGUGAAGCACUUGCUCAGACCGUAUUGAAAACCAAACAGGCGGCUCAAUUUUUUCCAAGUGUCACCGCUGUUCAGGAGAUGGUUGAUAGUGUCGUUGACGUAUCACAUCUAGCCAAAGAUCUCAAAGUGGCUAUGAUUCAUGCGGCACAGCAGCCUUAGAAAAAAACUAUCGUGCAAUCGACUGCUGAUUGAAUACAAAUAGUCCUUGACGGGACUGAGUACAAAUCCAAUGUACUCUCAAAGUAACUCCAUACCUCAUCCCAUUCUCGAUCCACCAGUAGCGAUUUUAGUGGCCUAAAAAUUAAUGGGUGAAUUAUACUACAGCAUACAGUACUGCCAAAGCAUAUAUGCGUAGACGAUGAAACUUGAUACGUUCCAUCGAUUUAAUAUAAAAAAAAAAUCUAUAUAUUGUAGAGGCCUUUCGGAUAUAAUAGAAUAUCAGUUGAUUUAAAAUUUAAAAAAUAUAAUUAGUGAGCUAAUUAAUAGAACUGGAAAUUUUUAGAAUUUUGUCUUUUAAAUUUUGUAUUUUUAAUAGUGACAAAAGCUUUGAAACUUUUGUUUUUAUAAUAUAUAUUUACAAUUAAAUUUUUUCAAAAGAAAGAACCAAAAGCAAAAUAAUAUCUUUGAUAUUUUUUCGUGAUAAAUAUAUAAAUUUUUUUGAUAAGAAUUUUAAAACCCGACACUUUUUAUAUUUUUUUAUCAACUAAGGUGAUUUUACUUUAUAAAAUACUUACAAAUUUUUUUUUAUAAAUGGUAACAACGAUACUUAAAUAUCUGCAGAGUAUUUAUAUCAUGCAGUAGACUGAUUUUAUAGAACAAAAAAACUAUUUAUCAAAAUCACAUCAACCUUCCACUGUCGAAAAAAAAUUUUGUAAGUAUUUAUAAUCGCCGCUUUUAUUACUUACUUACAAGCAACUUUUGUAUAUUAUAUGACGUACAAUUUUUUAUUGAAUUGUUUAUAGUGAAAUUAUUUAAGGCGCGAAAAUUUUAAGUAUUUGAUUACAUAAAAUUAUAUGGGUGUAAGUGCAGAAGACGUCAGACAAAUUUGUGAUUAUAAAUAAAUAGAGUAAAUAAUCAAAAAAAUAAUAAUUUUAAAAAAUGCACUUAUUAAUUUUUAAAUUUUUUUAAUGCGCAUUUUUUUUAAAUUGAAUUUUUUUGAUUGUUUACUCCAUUUAUUAAAAAUUUUAAAUAUGUCUGCUGCGUUCACACUCAUGAUGUAGCAGACAUCAGACAAAUUUAAAAUUAUAAAUAAAUAAUUAAACAAAUAAAAUUUAUAAAAAAUACACUUAUUAAUUUUUUAAUUUUUAAAAUGCGCAUUUUUUUUAAAUUUUAUUUUUUUAAUUAUUUACUCCAUUUAUUAAAAAUUUUUAAUUUGUCUAUUUGCUGCAUUAACACUCAUAAUUUAGUAGAUAUCAGACAAAUUUCAAAUUAUAAAUAAAUAGAGUAAGUAAUUAAAAAAACUAAAUUUUUAAAAAAUGCACUUACUAAUUUUUAAAUUUUUUAAAUACGCAUUUUUUUUUUUAAUUUUAAUUUUUUUAUUAUUUACUCCAUUUAUUAAAUUUGUCUGUCUGCUGCAUUCACACUCAUGAUGUAGCAGACAUAAGACAAACUAAAAAUUAUAAAUAAGUAGAGUAAAUAAUUGAAAAAAUAAAAUUAAAAAAAAAUGCAAUUAUUAAUUUUUAAAUUUUUUAAAUGCGCUUUUUUUUAUUUUUUAUUUUUUUAUUAUUUACUCCAUCUAUUAAAUUUGUCUGUCUGCUGCGUUCACACUCAUAAUGUAGUAGACAUCAGACAAAUGGAAAAUUAUAAAUAAUUAAAAAAAAUUAAAUUAAAAAAAAAAAACGUAUUAAUUUAAAAAUUUUUUUAAAUGCACAUUUUCUAAAAAUUUUAUUUAAUCAAUUAUUUAUUCCAUUUAUUAAAAAUUGUAAAUUUGUAUGAUAUCUGCUACACUCACACUCAUAAAAUUAUUCAUAUCAUAUUUAAUUAUCGUGUGCGUACUGCACGCAUUUUAUAUCAACAAAUUUCUUGUUUAGUGAUAUCGAUACAUGGCAACAAAGUAUUUAUUUAUAUUUUAAACAUUAAAUUGUUUAAGCUAAAAGAUGUCUUUCUUCUAGUUGACAACAAAUUAAUUAACACUUAAUUUAACAUUUGUAAAUAGUCAUAUUUAUAGAAAUUAAUUAAAUUUCCGAGGCUGGUGAUUAUGUUUAAGAUCUCCAAGACUUCAAUUGCUGAUAUUUAUCUUGUAUUAUAAAAAAAAUUACAUACAAUUGUACUUACUUAAAUAAUUGUUAAAAUUCUUAAGAAACGAUCACCAACUUCAGUUUUAUUAUUAAUUCUGUCGUCGAAUUAUGUAUUAAAAAUAUACUAGAAAUAAUGAUAUUUA
Microplitis mediator is the source of this 4882-nucleotide messenger RNA. It is a transcript of the gene p130CAS, whose product is annotated as breast cancer anti-estrogen resistance protein 1. Gene Ontology annotation, biological process: cell migration; cell surface receptor protein tyrosine kinase signaling pathway. Gene Ontology annotation, cellular component: cytoplasm; plasma membrane. The coding region runs from base 568 to 2661 and encodes 697 amino acids. Lineage: Eukaryota; Metazoa; Arthropoda; Insecta; Hymenoptera; Braconidae. The record is from RefSeq and is a predicted model, not a curated record. The transcript has 7 exons. Gene Ontology annotation, molecular function: protein binding.